Acanthosepion pharaonis is the source of this 645-nucleotide messenger RNA. The record is from the annotation of a GenBank genome assembly. Lineage: Eukaryota; Metazoa; Mollusca; Cephalopoda; Sepiida; Sepiidae.
AUGUUCUUUUUCUUUCUUUUUCCUCUCAUUCUUUCUUUUUUUUUCUUUUUUCUUUUGUAUUUCUUUUGCUUUCAUUUUCUUCCUCACUUUUUUCAUUAUCAUCUUCUUUAUCCUUUUUCUUUCCUUUCUUUCUUUUUUAUUUGUUACUUUUGUUUUUUCUUUUCAUUUUCUUUCUUUUUUUUUUUUUCUUCUUUUCUUUUCAGGUUUUCCUAUCUUUCCCACUUUACGUUCUUUCCUGAUCAUAUUUUCUUGAUAUUAAUCGUCUCUUUAGUUUAUUUCAUUCGCAAUUUCCUUUUCUUGUUUUCUUCUUCAUUCUCUUUUUCCAUCUCGUCCACUUUUUCAAUUCUGUCACAUCUUCAUCUUCCUCCAUUUUUAUUUUUAUUCAUCUUUUAUUCCGCUCCAAGAUUUUUUUUUUCUUUUUGCCUUUCAUUUUCUCAUUUGGAAAUUUCAUUUUUUCCUGAUAUAGUUAUCCACUAUUUCUUUUUACCUCUGAAUAAUUCUUUCUUUUCUCCCCGCUUCUCAUUAAAUCCUUCAACAACAAAGACUGUCUCAGCAGACAGACAGACACCGUUUUUUUAUUCUCCAAUUUCACUGUCAACCACAAUUAAAUCACCGAAAUUAGUCGUAAUUGUAUCUAACUUUUAA